Messenger RNA from Hymenoscyphus albidus, 777 nucleotides. The record is from the annotation of a GenBank genome assembly. NCBI's taxonomy places the organism in Eukaryota, Fungi, Ascomycota, Leotiomycetes, Helotiales, Helotiaceae.
AUGCCCUCACGACGCAAAGAAUUAACCUUGGCAGCGACCGAGGAAAAUGUCAGCCUUGACGAAACUACCACCACUUCAAAGUCCAAGAGACAAACCAGACGACAACGUCGAAAUUCUCCUACACCAGCAGAAUUAGAAGAUGAAUAUAUUCAGCCAUCGUCACCUCCAAUAGUCGCGCAAACCUCAAUUCCCAUCGCACUCCUUGACGUCGUGCAAAUGGCCUCACCCAUCCGAUUGCUGGUCUGCUCCAUUGGAAACACGGCUCCUUACAACAAUACCUUGCACUCCGCCGGUCACAGCGUCCUACAUGUUCUCCAACGCUCACUCAAAUACCCUCCUUUCCGAGCCACAAAAUCCUAUGGGAAAGGCAUCGUGUCUGAAGGGUGUCCCCUCACUUUCUGGCAAUCCAAAUCUGCGAUGAAUGUUUCCGGCACGGGAGUCAAAUCCGCCUGGCGGAAAUUCAAGAACGUCGCUGGGCCAGAGAACGCGCGACUGGUGAUCUUGCACGAUGAGUUGGAGUUGCAGCUGGGUGCGGUGAAGGUCCGAGAUGGAAGUAGCAGUCCAAAGGGCCACAAUGGGCUGAAGGACAUCGGGGCUAAGUUGGCGGGGCAGAAGUACACGAGGAUAGGCGUGGGUAUUGGGAGACCUGAGAGUAGAGAUCGAACGGCAGUGGCUAGCUACGUGUUAAAGAAAAUGAGUCCGAUGGAGCUGGCGAAGGUUGAGGGGGCCUGGGUAGAGGUUGCUGGGGCGUUGAAGAAGAUGCAAGAAGAGCCUUGA